Messenger RNA from Cyphellophora attinorum, 2763 nucleotides. Its product is annotated as putative sterigmatocystin biosynthesis monooxygenase stcW. The transcript has 7 exons. Gene Ontology annotation, molecular function: NADP binding; N,N-dimethylaniline monooxygenase activity; flavin adenine dinucleotide binding. The record is from RefSeq and is a predicted model, not a curated record. Bases 1 to 2763 code for a protein of 920 amino acids. Lineage: Eukaryota; Fungi; Ascomycota; Eurotiomycetes; Chaetothyriales; Cyphellophoraceae.
AUGGCACCAAGCGCGACAGCCUCGCUAGAAGAUGGCUACGGCGGACUAAUCCCCAACGACCCGACCACCGAUGCUGAUCAGCAGAACAAUGCGAACACGCGUGGAGAACCCAAUAACCCCAGUGAGGACGAUGUGCCCAUCCUGGAGCAGCUGGCAGGAACGAGAAAGCGACUGCGAAUUGCUAUUCUGGGCGCUGGCUUGUCUGGUCUCAAUUUCAUGAAACGUGCUGAGGAGCGACUCAAGAAUAUUGAGAUCGUCUGUUAUGAGAAGAACGAUGAUGUUGGCGGGACCUGGUAUGAGAACAGGUAUCCGGGCUGUGCCUGCGAUAUACCCAGCGUCGUCUACCAGUUCCCGUGGCGGCAAAAGCCUUGGACACGCUACUACUCUACAGCUCCCGAAAUCUGGGCCUACAUAAAAGAAGUAGAGCAAGAGAAUAAGUUUAUCGAAAAGUAUAUCAAACUACAGCAUCGCACGCAAGCCAUAUCCUGGUCUGACGACACAGCUCAAUGGAUGAUCUCACUCCAGGACCUCCGAACAGGCCGCGAGUUCACCGACCAUGCCGACCUCCUCCUCGACGGUACCGGCGUCCUCAAUAAGUGGAAAUGGCCCACAAUCCCGGGCCUGCACUCUUUCAAAGGCCAACUCCUGCAUUCCGCUCAAUGGAACCAGAACGUGUCCCUCGAGGGCAAACGAGUCGCCCUGAUCGGCGCAGGCUCUUCUGCAGUUCAGAUCCUCCCCAACAUCUAUCCUUCCGCCUCCAAGAUCUACCACUGGAUCCGCAACAAGAUCUGGAUCACCGCCGGCUUCGCGCAAUCCUUUGCUGGUCCCAACGGUGCAAACUUUGAGUACAAUGAAGAGCAGUUGGAGCUUUUCAGGAAAGAUCCGGAUAGCUAUCUGACGUACUGCAAGAUGAUCGAGGGAGAAUUAAAUCAGCGUUUCAGCUUUAUUGUGAACGGCAGUCCUGCGCAGAAGGAGGCGAGGAAGUUCAGUGAAGGGGAGAUGCGGGAGCUACUCAAGAACAGGCCGGAUCUGGUGAAGAACAUCAUGCCGACGGACUUCUUCGUCGGAUGUCGUAGACCAACGCCGGGUAAUGGGUAUCUGGAGGCAUUACAGGGUGAGAAGACCCAGGUGUUUGGAAACCAGCUAGGCUUCGACACGACAUACAAGCCAAAGGUACCCUUCUCGGUCAAUGGUGUUGACAUGCAGGAGAAGUGGAGGGAUUACCCUCACGCACCGAGUUAUUUGAGUCUAGCGCUGGCAGAUGUGCCGAACUACUUCCAAUUUGCAGGGGCGUACUGUCCGGCUGCACACGGGAGUUUCUUCCCACUGAUUGAGGGGUACAGCAGUUAUUUCAUCAAAGUCGUUGAGAAAAUGCAGGUGGAGGGCAUACGCUGCGUCCAGCCGAAGGGAAAGGUCGUGGAUGCUUUCUUGCGACACGCUGACACAUUUCUGAAGCGCACCGCAUGGACAGGGCCGUGCUCAUCUUGGUUCAAGGGAGGUGACCCAAACGCAACACCCGCGAUAUACCCUGGCUCGCGAUUGAACUUCCUUCGCUUGCUCGAGAACCCGCGUUGGGAGGACUACGAGAUCGAAUAUGAUGUGCCGGAGAAUAUGUUCGCGGCGAUCUUUGGAAAUGGCUUUCAUGUCUGUGAGAGGGAUGGCAGCGACAUAACUUGGUAUAUGGGACAGCCGGGCAAAGAGGUGGACAAAGACUGGCUGAAGGAUCCUCUCCCUCCUUCCCAAUGGAUCAGGGAACAUCACCCAUCAUACGUUCCGAAGCCUCGCGCUCCCAUCGCCCGGCCGAAACUGAUCCCCUGGAGACUCCUCUACUACCGCUCCCGCUAUCGUAUCGAACGCGGCUUACCGAUCACACCCUGGAUUCCCACGGUUGAUGAACCGGUACCACCGAACUAUGUGGUCGAUCCUAUACCACCUGAGUACGUGGAAUACUUCCUAGCGGAUUACGAGGAUCCUUCAUCACUAUCAUCUGGAUCCGGUUACGCCUUAUCAUCUCGAUCUGGCUCCACCUACGAUUCAUUCGAUAGUUCUCUUCCUCAAUAUUCAUCGGAACUACAACAGCUCAUUGAUGCUGUCCGACAAAGGAAUCCGGAACGAUUCGCCGAACUCAUGCGAGACGAUCCGGAACCGGAAGUCAGUCAAUCACCUUCCGGUCCGAUGUUCAACUUCCGAUCGAAACACGAGGAAUACCCUACUCAAUCAUCUGGCUCGGUGUCUACACCGUGUCCAGUUGAUUCUCCUUCAUCAGAUGGAUCUCGAUCCCCAGAUCCAGAUGAUUCCUACAUUCGAUACCAGAACUUCAUUCGGCAAAUGAUCGCCACGCUCAAGGCAGCGGUCACCGAGGGACAAGAACAAGAACAAGAACAGGAAGUAGAGGCUCGAAACACCCAGAUUUCACUCUCUCCGUCUUCCGAUACUUGGUCCUCCCGAUCUGGUUCCGAUAACUCGGUGGAUUCCAACUUCUACGACGAAAUUGAACACAUCGAGGAAAAUUGGGAAUCUUUUUGCGACGACAGCAUCGAAGAAGCCGACAAUACAUUCAUCUCUGAGGGUCCACUAGCUGAUUCAUCGGAUGACGCCUUUAUUGAAGAGGACGAUUCCUUCGAAUAUCCACAGCGAUCCAUCCCAAAUCAGAGUUACCGGCAACUACCUUCUCAAAUGCUCGUCACCCCUACUUCAACAACCCCCUGCAUCUUCUGCAGGGUAUGGACCUCUGUCUCCUCUUGGGUCAAGUCCUGGUUCUAG